Tetranychus urticae (two-spotted spider mite) is the source of this 1564-nucleotide messenger RNA. RefSeq names its product 2-oxoglutarate and iron-dependent oxygenase domain-containing protein 3. Gene Ontology annotation, cellular component: membrane. Gene Ontology annotation, molecular function: oxidoreductase activity, acting on paired donors, with incorporation or reduction of molecular oxygen; iron ion binding; L-ascorbic acid binding. The record is from RefSeq and is a predicted model, not a curated record. Lineage: Eukaryota; Metazoa; Arthropoda; Arachnida; Trombidiformes; Tetranychidae.
UUUCAUCUCUAUCAUCUGACUUCUUCCUACUUUCCCUCCUCUUUGAAAUGCAUCCCAACCUUUUCUUGUCCCAUUUUCAUCGUUUAAACAUCAACACUUGUUAUUCUUAACUCAUUUCAUUUCUAUCUUCAUCAGCUUGAACUGCUGAAAAUCACAAUUUAGUCUUAAUUUGAUUGUUCCUCUUGAAUACCUGUGUAUACCUUAGGUUCUAGACCGUGAUUGACAACAUGGUUAAUUAUGAAUAUUGGUAUAAAUUGUUUGACACAGCCUUAGUCAAUCGUCGCGCUAAGACUUCACCUAGUAAGGAUAAAAGCGUUCCUAAAUCAAAUGUAACCAAACAACAGUCCACAGCCAACAAAGCCAAACCCGACAAAACCAAAGAAUCAAACAGUGUUAAUGGGAAAUCAUCUAAUUUAACCAAUGUUGCCUCACCUCGCUCAAUUGUCACCUUUAUUGCUAACUUCUUGACCAUUUGUGCGGUUAGUGGACUUCUUAUAACCUUAUUUUAUGUUGUACCAUGGGAACAAUGGGUUUUCAGUGAAGAUGAAUUGGAAAGACUACAAUCUGGUGAAGAUUUGGAGUAUCGAAACUUUCUAGCAACUGCUGACCAGCAAUUUGAUGAAAUAAGUAUCCAUGAAGUUCCGUGUUAUGAGAAGGCUUAUUGGAGAGAGAAGCGAUUAAAUGUCCUUCCUGAGCGAUGUGGUGUUAUGGUCACUGAUGAUCUUCUUCCUAAUGAUCAGAUUCUCAAGCUUCGAUCUUUGGCCACUAAAGUGAUUGACAAAGUUGGUGACACUAGUUAUGCUAAUCGAGAGUCAAUCAAUCUUCAAUGGAUUAACCUUCACAAUUUGUAUAAACGCAAUGCCACCAAAAGAGUGCUUAGAGAUGUUGAAUUUGAUCUUAUCCGGAAUGCUUCGCUAGCUGCAAGAGAAGCUGUAUCAACGGCUUUUGGCCUUCCAACUGAAAGGUUAUUCUUUAACAUGGUCUCUCAAUUUACACGAUAUCGACCAUUGGUUAAACACAAUGAAUUUAGACACGUUGAUAAGGUUCGCUCACCAGCUUUGAUUGUUACCUCUAUUUUAUGGUUAUCAACUGCUAAUCUUGACUUUGGAGGCGGACAUACUGAGUUUCUCAAUGGACCUGGACCAGAACCUUAUUCACCUGUUUUAAUUGAACCUAAAAUGGGUAGAUUUGCUGCCUGGACUUCUGGCUUUGAGAAUCCUCAUGAAGUAACUGAGCUUUUCUGGGGCAAUCGAUUGGCUCUCAUCUUUGCUUUCACCGUUUCUGAUAAAUUAGGCUAUGAAUCAAUGGAAGCUCUUCGUGACUGGGCGACUAAUGGAACCUCACAAAUCACAAAUAGUUCCUAUUAAAAUUGAUAAAUAGUCAGCUCAACACUUUUAGAUCUCGUAAAUUGCUAUUUUCAGCAAUAAAUAUCAACUCGUUUUGUCUCAAGUUGUCUCAGAAAUUUUGUCACACCGUGCUUUGUAUUUUACCUUUUCUUGCUGUAUCCAUGCCAUGUGUUAUAUAACUUACACUUUCUUUUAUUGUUGAUAUUAAAUGAUUUGUA